UCUAUAUCUAGUCUUCUCCAUUACAACCUCAUCACCAUUCUACAUUUUGGAGAAAUCAAUGAUGAACAAUUUCUUUAUUACGUCUUUCGUUCUCGUUGCUUGUUUCUGUGUCGUCUGGACGCGGGCUUCUGUAGUUUCGACUGGAGAUUUCAACAGGGAUUUCUUUGUGACAUGGUCUCCCAACCAUGUUAAAACAUCUGCUGAUGGCAGAAACAGAAGCCUGAUUCUUGAUAAGGAUUCAGGUUCUGGUUUUGCUUCAAAUGAUAUGUUCUUGUUUGGUCAAUUUGACAUGCAAAUUAAGUUAGUACCUGGGAACUCAGCAGGCACCGUUGUCGCAUUCUAUUUGACUUCUAACCAACCGAAUCGGGACGAGAUUGACUUUGAAUUCUUGGGAAAUGUGGCUGGGCAACCUUAUAUUCUGCAAACAAAUGUGUAUGCAAAUGGAUUUGAUGGAAGAGAGCAGAGGAUUAGGCUGUGGUUUGAUCCAACAAAGGACUUCCACACCUACUCUGUGCUAUGGAACCUUCACCAGAUUGUAUUUAUGGUGGAUUGGGUUCCAAUCAGAACAUACAGAAACCACGCAGAUAAAGGAGUUGCAUACCCAAGAUGGCAGCCCAUGGGCUUGCAGAUGAGUAUUUGGAACGGCGAUAGUUGGGCCACGAGUGGUGGCAAAGUGAAAACUGAUUGGGCUCAGGGCCCAUUCGUGGCCUCAUUCAGGAACCACAAGAUUGACGCCUGUAUUUGGAAGGGAAACCCAAGAUUUUGCCGGGCCCAAAGCCCGACAAAUUGGUGGAACAAAGACAGCUUCAGUUCUCUGAAUUGGGCGCAGAGAAGACUCUUCAGAUGGGUCAGGAAAUAUUACCUCAUCUAUGAUUAUUGUCAGGAUAAUAAGAGGUUUAAUAAUAGUCUCCCAAAGGAGUGUCUCCUUACCAAGUACUGAUUAUUAUUAUUAUUGUUGUUGUUACUUCAGCAAUGGAUUAUUGGAGUUUAAUUGCUCGAACUCGACUCAUAUGCUAAUCAUGAAUCAGUUCACUUUCA
Sesamum indicum (sesame) is the source of this 1038-nucleotide messenger RNA. It is a transcript of the gene XTH10, whose product is annotated as xyloglucan endotransglucosylase/hydrolase 10. Gene Ontology annotation, molecular function: xyloglucan:xyloglucosyl transferase activity; hydrolase activity, hydrolyzing O-glycosyl compounds. Gene Ontology annotation, biological process: xyloglucan metabolic process; cell wall biogenesis. NCBI's taxonomy places the organism in Eukaryota, Viridiplantae, Streptophyta, Magnoliopsida, Lamiales, Pedaliaceae. Gene Ontology annotation, cellular component: cell wall; apoplast. The record is from RefSeq and is a predicted model, not a curated record.